AACAGCAAUUUGCCACUUUUUCAUUGAAAUCUAUUACAGUAAUGUACUUAAUUGUUAUCCAGAAGUGAUUUGACAUUGGGCCUUUAAGUAGCUACCUUUUUGCACGUCUGAGUACCAUAAAACAGUCUUAUGUGUUUGGUUAUACUGUAGCGGCAUGAGUCAUGAUGUCAACAGUCCUCCUAUACAGUAUGAGUCAUGAUGUCAACAGUCCUCCUAUACAGUAUGAGUCAUGAUGUCAACAGUCCUCCUAUACAGUAUGAGUCAUGUCAAGCUGAACAGGAUCAUCUUUUUUCUACAUGAGAACUGUAUGAUGACCUACUACAGUAACUCCUUUUUCUGAAAUUACAGACAGUGAUGCAGGCUAAUUCUUUAUGAGUUUUUAGAAUGGCAUAUCUUUAUCUCUGUGCACCUGAUGAGGUUAAAAUGUAGAAUGUUUUCUUAUGCGUAUUAGACAGCCUCUAGUUUCCCAGGACUUGAGCCUGAACCCAGGACUCACUGGAAAACAGUAAACAACAGUGGGACUCUGGCCACCUUCUCGCUUCCUCCACGGAUGACCUACCCAGUCCAGAUCCCUGCAGGGGUCACAAUGCAGACAGCCUCUGGCCAGCUUUACAAGGUCAACAUCCCAGUGAUGGUGUCCCAGGCUCCAGCCGGCCACAGCCCUCUCCCCUCAGCUCCAGAAGGGGGUACCUGUAGUGGAGCAGAGCGAUCCCAGCUCAGCUUCCCAGCAGUCAGCUAUGGUGGUCCCUUCUACUGUCCUCAAGACCAUGACCCCUCCGAAGACAGAACCGUUCUCCCCACGGACUGUGGCCCCUCCCACAGCUCUACCUCAGACACCAGAGCAGAAGACCCUGAUACGUCCAGUCCAGUUGAUGCCUCCGGUCCAGCCACCUGAUGAGAAGCCCGUGCUACCCAAACCCAUGGUCCAGCCCCCAGUUCAGGAGAACCAUCUCCUUCAGCAGCCACAGGUUCCUUUAGCUCAAGCACGCUUUUCUGUACAGACUCCAGUGUCCUUUUAUUUCCCGUCCCAACCGCCAUCUCACCCCCCAGAGAGCCCUUUUGACAGUGGUGAUUUCAAUCUGGAUGGGAUUGACUUCGACAGUCCACAGCCACAGCAGCUAGACAUGAGCCUGUCCUCAUCCCUCUCCUCUGGCUCCGCCCAGAUGCCAAAGCCUUCAGGCAAAGUCUUAUAAAAAAGAUGGUGAACAGGAGGACAACACACCUGAGCAGGAUAUAACAGACCUGGAGGGUCUACCUGUGUAUGCU
Messenger RNA from Salmo salar (Atlantic salmon), 1266 nucleotides. NCBI's taxonomy places the organism in Eukaryota, Metazoa, Chordata, Actinopteri, Salmoniformes, Salmonidae. The record is from RefSeq and is a predicted model, not a curated record.